Molecule: messenger RNA, 2241 nt
Organism: Closterium sp. NIES-65
Lineage: Eukaryota; Viridiplantae; Streptophyta; Zygnematophyceae; Desmidiales; Closteriaceae
Source: the annotation of a GenBank genome assembly
AUGGCCAGUCCCACUGUUCUCACCUUUGACGCCAAGGGCCGCCCGAUUAAGUUCGAUGUCUGGCUUGAUGACCUGCACCUGUACCUCCAGAUCACUGCCAAGGACGAUGUUUCCCUCUAUGACCACACUCACCUACCGUUAGAUGAGCGUGAGCAUUUCGGACAGCAUAAGACCGCCAAGGAGCUGUACGGCGCAGUAGUCGCGCGCUACUCCUCCCCUGCCACAGCUGCCAUAGGUCGUCUCUCACUGCCCUACCUCUUCCCAGACCUGUCCGCCUUUGCCACUGUACCUGACCUCAUCACCAACCUCCGUACCAUUGACCUCCGUUACCGUGCAGCACUCCCCCCCGAUUUCCUUGCCAAGAACCCCCCCCCCCCCCCCCCGAUGUACCUCACACUGUACCACCUUGUCACCCGCCUCCCUGACUCCCUUCGCACUGUCAGGGACCAGGGUGCUUCCCCUCCCCCCUUCUCCCCUCCAUUGCAUCUGCUGCUGCUGUCGACUUCCUCGGAACUGAGAGAGUCGGGGCCGCGUCUGCUCCUAGUGGGAGACGCAAGGGCGGCAGGGGCAAGUGGGGCAAGGGUGGUGGAGGUGGAGGCGGGGGCGGCGGCGGUGGAGGAGGUGGGGGGGGGCGGGGGUGGUGGCGGGAGUGGGAAAGGCACGGGUGGUGGGGGGGCCGGUGGCGGCACCGAGGGUGGUGGCGGCAGCGACGGUGGUGGGGGUGGUGGCGGUGGUGCUGGCGGUGGUGGCGGCGGUGGGGCGGGUGGCGGGCGCGGUGGAGCGGUGCAGCGUGGGGGGUUUGGCGGUGGCCAGAGGCAGCAGCAGCAGCGCCCCGGCGAGACUCCCUCACCCCAGCAACUCCGUGAGUGGUACUCUCAGCGUGGGGGGUCUGGGGGAGGGGGUACCUGCCCGUACGUCAUCCGCACAGGAGACCGCACUGGCCAGACUUGUGGGAGGUUUCACACGGCCCGACGCUGUUUCUUUCGCCUCGACGACGCCUGGCGCGAGCAGUUCCCUGACGAUUCUGAGCUGCCCCGCUGGGCUGAUCUGCUUAAGAAGGGGAUUGAUAUCUUUGCUGUUGAUUAUGAUGCUAUCCUUGCUGCUAUGUAUGCGUUGACUAUUAGUGCUGAGGGUGACUGUUACUUGAGUGUACCGCCCGACCCAGGUAUUGACACCGGUGAGGCUGCAGCUCUAGGUGCUUGUGCGUCCGCUGCUCCAGGUCCUGGUGAGGCUGCUGCCCUAGGUGCUAGUGCGUCUGCGUCUGCUGGUACUGCACCUACUGAGGCACUGCACACCUUCACACUAGACUCCGGUGCUUCCCGCUGUUUCUUUCGCGACCGCACUGCCCUCGAGCAGCUCCCUAGACCGGUUGCUGUCUCCCUGGCUGACCCCUCAGGGGGUCCGGUCCUUGCGACCUCCACCACUGCCCUCCCUUGUCCUGCUGUCCCGUCUGGCAGGCUGUCGGGCCUCUACCUCCCCUCAUUCUCUACGAACUUGGUGGCGGGUUCCGCGCUCCAGGACGCGGGUGUUCACCAGUUCACCCCUGCCUACGAGCGUGUGACACACUGCACGUGUGCCCGGACGAGUCGUCACCUGGCUACCUUCACUCGGCAGCCGGGGUCGGACUUGUGCACACUGACCACUCAGUCCCCUCGGGUAGCUGCGACUGCGUCUGCGUCUGGUCAGCUGUCGGCCCCCUGCUCGUGUCGCUCCCUAUCACACAGGACUGUCCUCUGGCACCACCGCCUUGGUCACCCGUCAGUGGAGCCCCUUCGCGGCAUGCACUCCAGGUACCUUGUCUCUGGUCUUCCCAGAGUUCUCCCUCCCCUGCCUUCCUCCCCUGCUCCUCCCUGUCUUCCCUGUAUCGAGGGGCGGCAGCGCGCCGCUCCUCACUCCUCCUCGUUCCCUCCCAUAGAGGGUCCUUUGCAGACUCUCCACCUAGACGUGUGGGGCCCCGCCCGCGUCCGGGGACAGGGCAACGAGCGGUACUUUCUGCUGGUCGUCGACGACUACACGCGCUACACCAUGGUCUUCCCCUUGCGUACCAAGGGUGAGGUCCCUGAUGUCUUGAUCCCCUGGAUCCGCGCUGCUCGUCUCCAGCUCUGCCAGCGGUUCCAGUCGGACUUUCCUGUCCUCCGUCUGCACUCUGACAGAGGUGGCGAGUUUUCCUCUGACCUCUUGGCGGCCUACUAUGUGGAGCACGGCAUCCGCCAGACGUUCACUCUCCCAACCUCUCCGUAG